AUGGAGACGGUGCUACUGGAACACUUCCCCGGGGGGCUGGACUCCUUCUCGUCACCCCCCUAUUUCGACGAGGAGGACUUCUUCCCCGAGCCGCCCCCGCGGGACGGUCUGGCCGCCGACGGGCUGCUGGAGCCGGACGUGGACUUCCUCAGCCGGCAGCUGCAGGAGUACUACCGCGACGGCGGCGAGUCCGACGGCGGCUACCGCUGCCCGGCGCCGGCCGCCGCCUUCCCGCCGUCGCCCGCCUCGCCCGGCUUCGCCUACGAGUGCUGCGGAGCGGCGGGGGCGGCUCUGCUCUCCCCCGGGGGGCGGCUCCAGGCGCUGGGCUCGGCCAAGCGGCGGCGGCGGGUGCGCUCCGAGGCGGAGCUGCAGCAGCUCCGUCAGGCCGCCAACGUGCGGGAGCGGCGGCGGAUGCAGUCCAUCAACGACGCCUUCGAGGGGCUGCGCUCGCACAUCCCCACCCUGCCCUACGAGAAGCGGCUCUCCAAGGUGGACACGCUGCGCCUGGCCAUCGGCUACAUCAACUUCCUCAGCGAGCUGGUGCAGUCCGACCUGCCGCUGCGCAGCGCGGGCAGCGAGAGCCCCAGCCAGCCCAAGAAAAUCAUCAUCUGCCACCGCGGCACAAGAUCUCCCUCCCCGAGCGACCCCGACUACGGACUCCCCCCUCUGGCCGGUCACUCGCUGUCGUGGACUGACGAAAAGCAGCUCAAGGAACAAAACAUCAUCAGGACAGCCAAAGUAUGGACCCCCGAGGAUCCACGGAAGGUGAACAAGCAGCCGUCCCGCAACGACAUCGAGAACGAGCCCCCCUUCGACUUCGUGGCGUGA
Colius striatus (speckled mousebird) is the source of this 828-nucleotide messenger RNA. It is a transcript of the gene PTF1A, whose product is annotated as pancreas associated transcription factor 1a. Gene Ontology annotation, molecular function: protein dimerization activity; DNA-binding transcription factor activity, RNA polymerase II-specific; RNA polymerase II transcription regulatory region sequence-specific DNA binding. The transcript has 2 exons. Gene Ontology annotation, biological process: regulation of transcription by RNA polymerase II; developmental process. The record is from RefSeq and is a predicted model, not a curated record. NCBI's taxonomy places the organism in Eukaryota, Metazoa, Chordata, Aves, Coliiformes, Coliidae. Bases 1 to 828 code for a protein of 275 amino acids.